UUUCUUUCUGCACACCUCUGCUGUCGCAAUCUUUAUAUAAACACAUCUUCUCACCAAACUUCUCAUUUACCACAUACCGCCACCAUUUCGCUCGCCAUGACAAUCCGCAUACGACUACGUGCUCCCAACGGAUUACACACCGUCUCUCUAGAGGACACCGCAGCUGUAUCCGACCUGCUAUCUACGAUUUCUGCCGUGACAGAACUUCCCCUCUUCGAUCUCAAAUGGGGCUUUCCUCCCCAGCCACUUGAUCCAUCCCUCUACGGCCUCUCUACAUCUCUGUCGGAAACAGACCUCAAGCUCAACGGCACUCAGAUAAUAGUGAUAGCCCAAGCAACCGGUGAUCCCAGUGAAGCCGCAGCCAAACAAGCGUCCUCAUCAUCCACCAACGACCCUACAAAACCCGCCGCCCCACUCUCAUUACAGCGGAAACAAAAUGAAGCCCUGCUGAAGGAUACGCCAGAAGUUCCCGUGCCAGCACGCGGAGGCACAAUGGUACUGCGUGUCAUGCCAGACGACAACUCGUGCAUGUUUCGCGCACUGGGCAGCGCCGUGCUAUCCUCCUCCCUCGAUUCCAUGACGGAGCUGCGCUCUAUGGUUGCGCAGGCUAUUCAGGCGGACCCAGAUAUGUACAAUGAAGCCAUUCUGCAGCGCAAACCCGACGAGUACUGCCAGUGGAUCUCAUAUUCGGAUUCGUGGGGUGGUGGCAUCGAACUCAGCAUCUUGUCCAAGGAAUUUGAUAUUGAGAUAUGCAGCAUCAAUGUACAGGAUCUGCGUGUGGACAGGUUCAAUGAGGGCCGCGCAAAACGCUGCAUACUGGUUUACUCGGGCAUUCACUACGAUACCGUGGCGUUUGUGCCCGAGGGUGGUCCGACGUAUGAUACGGACAACGAUGUUAAACUGUUCGAUGCGGCCGAUGAGACGAUCCUUGAGGCUGCAAGACAAUUGUGCGCCGAGCUACGUAGGAAGAAUUACUUCACCGAUACACAGAAGUUCAGUAUCAAGUGCAAUGUGUGUGCGUGGAAAGGCGCGGGUGAAACGGGUGCUGUGAAGCAUGCAGAGGAGACAGGACACAUGGAUUUUGGGGAGGCGACUUAG
This is a messenger RNA of Periconia digitata, 1098 nucleotides long. Lineage: Eukaryota; Fungi; Ascomycota; Dothideomycetes; Pleosporales; Periconiaceae. The record is from the annotation of a GenBank genome assembly.